AAAAAAAAUUAACGAUUUAGUUAACGAUUUUUUUGCCACAAUUUUUUUUUGCCAUUGAUCUUCAAUUUAAAAGACAAACAAUUGAAACUCAUAUACUAUUUCUUUAGUUUGUGUGAUAAUUAUUAAUAAUAAAAAAAGAAAAGAAACAAAACAAUCAAAACCACUGAUGAAAACCACUCGGAAAACUAUAUGUCUCCAUAAUCUUCUCCUAUUGCUGAUUACUAUAGCAAUGAAAACUACGGGAGUUGUUGGCGGCGGCGGCGACGGAGACUGUAAAGCCGAACGAAAAGUGGCCAACAAAUGUCUGGACGACAAAUGGCUUGGGGUUAGCUCACGAACGUCACAGAUGACAGAUGUUACCUGUUGUCGGGCCAUUGAAAGCCUUUGUGUUGACUUUAAAUUUCAAUUGAUUUGCACUAAGACGACAGUCUCUCCGAGUGCCGAGUACUACCAAGGCACAUACGAAGCGUGCAAAGAUGCCAACAUCAAUCCGACCGCCGAAUUCUGCCGAAAAUUGCGACCGACGGCCGACAACUGUAAAAAGUAUUUGCCGUGUAAUCCUGACGACAAAAUACUGGUCGCCGAAGGCGGUGAAGCAGAUGGUAGUGGUAGUGGUGGAGGAGGAGGAGGCGGUAAUGGUAGCCAAACGCCGGCCGGCACACAAACACAGGGUUCGCAAAAGCCGAACGGAGCGGCCGCCCGUUUGCCGAAACUGGUGCCACAAUCGGUGUCUACACUGUUGUUGUCCGUACUGUUGGCCGGAGCCGUAGUUUUCAAAUGGUUUUGCGACGACAAUUGAUGGAUAGACUGAACCAUUUUGUGACUGAAAUGUGAAAUACAAUAUUAAUUAUUAUUUUAUUUUUUAUUCAA
Molecule: messenger RNA, 870 nt
Organism: Oppia nitens
Lineage: Eukaryota; Metazoa; Arthropoda; Arachnida; Sarcoptiformes; Oppiidae
Exons: 2
Coding region: 167-799 (210 amino acids)
Source: RefSeq, a predicted model, not a curated record